CCAUCAUCAUUAUUAUUAUUAUUAUUAUUAUUAUCUCACGUAAUGGCCUCUUCGACUCACAAGCAACAACUCUUGCCCAACCUCUAUGGCGGCGCCACCUCGGCUCCGCCGCCAACGCCGGCGGCGCAGCCGAAUAGCCUCCUGUCAACCUCCGACGCCGCCGACGCGCUCUCGCGCCUCCUCCACCGCCUCCCGCCCACGCUCUCGCUCCCCACGCGCUGCGCCUCGCCGUCUUCCGCGGCCGCCACGUGUCCCCCCUCUCUCUCCCUAAACGACGACGUCCUCUCCUGCGUCUCGCAACUCGGCUACGCGCAACUCACCGAUCACUCCGUUCCCUCCGGGCUCGCCAACUCGGCCGAGUCGGAAGCGCUGGCGCUCUUCGACCUCUCUCGCGACCGGAAGGAGGCGCUAUUCCCCAAAAACUGGCCUCUCGGCUACGGCGACGAAGAGGACGAGGGGCUCGCCGAGUCGUUCCGGUUGGACUCGGCGCGGUGGACCGAGUCGAGCGAGUUGGCUCUGGCUUCUCUGCGCGAGUUGGCGCUGGAACUGGAGAAGCUGGGGUUGAAGAUCGUUGAUGGGUUGACGAAGGAGUUGGGCUUCGAAAACCCACUUGGACAUGACCCGACCCGGUUCCGUUCACUCAUGUGGGUAUCGGAGUGUGUUCGUGGAUCGAAACCCGAUUUAUCGGGCGGGUUUUACCCGUUUGUGGUCGGGUUGCAGUUCCAGAUAAGGAAUCAGAAAUACUCGAUGCUGUCUGAUUCGGGAUGGGUUUCUGUGCUGCCACACGUGGACUCGAUUUUGGUUACUGUUGGUGACAUUGCUCAGGUGUGGAGCAAUGGCAAAUUAAAGAAAGUGAGGGGUAGACCAGUGGCGACAGUGGGAGAAGAAAAUGAUACACGCUGCAUAACAAUGUCAUUGCUGAUAACUCUUCCUACAGAGAGCAGAGUGGCUCCACUUCUUCCCAAUAAGGACCAAACAAAGGAAGAGAGUGAAGAAGAAAGUAAUAAUGGAGGUGGUGGUGGUGAAGGCCAAGAGAGAGUGUUUAACUCAUUUGAUUUUGAAGACUACGCUUGGAGAGUCUACCAUGAACGUCUCCUAUUCAAAGAUCCACUAGAUAGGUACCGUGUUACUUAGAACUUAAGACAUUGGACUUGGUGGUUGUCUCUCACUCUACCUCAUGAUAAUUCUGUGUUUUGUGUGAUAGAAUGAAUCAUUUCUCAUGCUGGUGUUAAUUAAAUAGUCCAGUAAGGUUUGAAUUUUGGAUGAGGACUAUAUGAUGAGGUGUAUAUGCUCCAUUUAUUUAUUGGAUUGAUUUUCAAGUUAGAAAAGAGAACAGUGUCACUCAUUGUUUUUACUUUAUCAUUCAAUCUAGAAUUCAUGUUUGUGUCA
Cajanus cajan (pigeon pea) is the source of this 1389-nucleotide messenger RNA. Its product is annotated as 2-oxoglutarate (2OG) and Fe(II)-dependent oxygenase superfamily protein. The record is from RefSeq and is a predicted model, not a curated record. Lineage: Eukaryota; Viridiplantae; Streptophyta; Magnoliopsida; Fabales; Fabaceae.